UAACGGCCCGCGCGGCUCGAAGCGGCUCGGAGCGGCUGAGGGGAGCUCGCAGACGGACGGGCAGACACACGGACACACGUCCUCUGGGGAUCUCCUGUCGCCCGCGGGUACGUUUUCCUUACCUCAGGAGAAGCCAAGUGUGGUAUCAAUGGAGUGUACUGUGUGGACUCGUUCUGAAAGUGCUGAUGAAGAACUGGUUGCAAAUGUACAGUCGUUACGAGAUCAGCUGAGGAGAACUGAAAAAAGUCUACAAAGUCUAGGGGAAGAGCUUUCCAGUACAAGUGAAUAUUCUGACAACUGCUUUGAUGAAACUGCAGACCUUACCCUGGAGGACCUUGUUCAGCCUAAUUGCAACUAUCAGUGCUCUUCCAACUGCAAGAAGAUUGCUGGUAGAACAUCUCGCCAGGAUUUUCAAAGAAAAUCUGAAUCUGAAUUGACACCUAUAACUUAUGAUAAAUCUGUGGAAGAAAAUGAACGUCUUAGGGAGAAGAUGAAUGAUCUUCAUGAGCAAAAUGCAUCUGUGGCUUCUCAGAACCGCUACCUAAAGAAUAGAACUGAAGCAAUGAACUUGGAAUUGAUGCAGUUAAAAACAAGAAUUUUUUAUCUUGAAUCAACUUUAGGUACACGUUUAGUCAGCAUUCCUAAGUUAGAAGAACGGAUUGUAAAUCUGGAAGCAGAAGUUUCAGCUCAAGAUAAAAUUCUAAGAGUUGCAGAAGAUAAACUAGAGCAAAGCCAGAAAACAAUAAUGGAAAGAGAAAGCAUGUUGCACAGAUAUAAAAAGGACUAUAAAAAUCUGAAAAUGGAGUUAAUUGAACAAAGCAAGCAAGGAAAAAGAACAGAACAGCAAAGAAAUGAAGCUUUGUUGAAUGCUGAAGAGCUGACAAGAGUUUUCAAAAAGUAUAACGAGAAAAUAAUUGAAAAAUUAGAAAAAGUUCAAGCUGAAAAAGAAGCCUUGGAAAAAUAUUUAAUGAAUUGUGAAAAAGAAAAAGAGAAGUUGAAUGAAAAUUGUAUCAGUUACAGGAAGGAUCUCGACUUCCUAGAAGAGCAAUUAAGGAAAUUAAGGAAAGAGAAUCAUAGCACAAAAGAGGAAAUUAAGACUCUAGAAGCAAAGAACGCUGAAAUGGUAUCAGUGCUGAGUCAGUCUAAUCAGAAGAUUCUUGAGCUUGAAAGUGAACUUAGUGAAAAAGAAACAAUACUUAAGGAGAAAAAUGCUCUCAUUAGUGAAAACACAAAGCUGAAAGCGCUUACUGCACAGCAACAUAACCGCUUGAAAUUAUGCCAUCAAGAAAUUGAGGAUUCAAGGGAAGAGGUCAAUGUGCUAGAAACCAUUAUUUCCCAGUUAUCUUUAAGUACAUCUGAAGAGUUUAAAUGGCACCACUUGAAACAUGAGCUAUCCUGUUCAUCUACAAAAGAGACUGCCUCUGAAUCUUGUGAAUCACGUAAACCUUUGAUUGCAGACUUAAGCAUUGAACUGGCAAUGAAGGAAGCAGAAAUUCGAAAGCCUCACUCUGACUUAACUGUCCAUAAUAUUGAACAUCUUUUGGAUGAUAAUGAAAGACAAGAAAAGAGCAGGUUAUGUGGCCUGGAAACAGAGCCUGUCAAAUUGAUUAGAGAUCAAGGAGAGAGGAAGAAGUGUCAACAGUUGGAACUUAUCAGUAAACAAUUUGAAAAGGAGAGGCAAAGAUUCAAGAAAGAGAUAGAAGAAUUAUGUAUUAAACUGACAAAAAUUGAUGAUGAGAAUUCUUUUUUGAAGACCAGCAUGGCUCAGAGCGCCAGUCAGUUUCAAAUCAUACAAGAAGAGCUAUUGGAAAAGGCUUCAAAAACUAAUAGUUUAGAGCAAGAAAUAGUAAAGAAAUCUUCUCAACUUUCGGCACUUGAGAAACAAUUGGAAGAAAAGGCUGUUGCUUAUUCUGCUGCUGGCAAGAAUACGGUGUUGGAACAGGAACUUAUGGGAAAAAAUAGCCGCAUUCGUGAGUUGGAAACAACUGUCAGUGAAGAACAUGAGCAAAUAACUUCUGCUUUUGAAAAAGCAAAAUUGGUUCAUCUUGAGCAGCACAGAGAGAUGGAGAAGCAGAUAGAACUACUUCAGACACAGCUAGACAAGAAACAUCAACAACUUGUACAACAAGAAAAGACAAUAUCUGUUUUGCAACAAGAUGUUAUACAUAAGCAGCAUCACAUUGAAUCAUUGGAUGAGCUACUGAUAGAGAGCAGAGAGGAAAUGAAAAAACAAAACAUCAAGAAAGAUGAGGGACUGAAGAUACUGCAGAGUCGGUUAACUGAACAAACAAUCAAAGUGAAACAACUAGAGUCAGCACUAGAUAUAUGUAAGGAAGAACUUGCACUGUAUUUGAGUCAAUUGGAAGAAAAUAAGGAGAUGUUUGAAAAUCAGCUCAAAAAGAAGUCUGAAGAGGUUUUUUAUUUACAAAAGGAAAUAAAACUGAAAGGUCAUGAUCUUCAGGACACAAGUGAACAAAAUAUUCUUCUGCAACAAACCUUGCAUCAUCAGCAGCAAAUGUUGCAGCAAGAAACUAUUAGAAAUGGGGAACUGGAAGAUAAUCAAAUUAAGCUUGAAAAACAGGUAUCUACUUUGGAACAAGAACUUCAGAAACAGAAAGCGCGUGCAGAAGAUGAGUUGAGAAAGGUAGAACAGAAGCUUUGUCUAGCUUCUCAGGAAGCAGAUUUAAACAGAAUGAAGGUAGAUGAACUUAACAGCAUAAUCAGGCAAAUUAAGUUGGAGAUGGAUCAGUACAAGAAUGAACUUACUGUUAUGGAAAAAGAAGUAGUACAAUUAAAACGAGAUGCUGAAGACAAAGCAAUGCAAAUAAAUCAAUUGGAUGUCACUUUGAAAGAAGCACAAUCAGAGCUCAAUGAAAAGACAAAUGAGGUGAAUGAUUUAGAAGAUAAGCUGCUUCAAAGUGAGACUUGCCACAGGGAAGCGUUACAGAAAAUAGUAGAACUAGAAUCUGCAUUACAGAAUGCCAAUGAAGAAUUAAAAAUCACUUUAACACAAGUUCAGGAAUUGCAAGAAGCAUUACAGAACGCACAGUCCUUUCUAGAAGAGAAACAUGUUGCUGUCAUGAAUCUAACAGCUGAGCUCAGGUAUUGCAAGGGAGAAAUUGAAGACAAAAAGCAAGAACUGCUCGACAUGGACCAAGCACUGAAAGAAAGGAAUUGGGAACUGAAACAAAGAGCAGCUCAGAUUACACAGUUGGAUAUGACAGUUCGUGAGCAUAGGGGAGAAAUGGAACAACAAAUAAUUCAAUUAGAGAGCAAUUUAGAGAAAUCUGAGUUAGAAGUUAAGGAAUGCUAUAAACAGAUUGAGAGCUUAGAGAACAAACUCCAGCAUUCUAAAGAUGAGCUUUGUGAAAAGGAGUUUGAAAUACUCCAAAGAGAUCAAGAAAUAAAUCAGCUGAAGAAGAAAAUUGAAAGAAAGCAACAGAGCCUAGAAGCUCUUGAGAAGACAGUGAAAAAACAGGGGAAUUGCAUUGGAGACCAGUACAAAGAAGCAUUAGAUUUGGGUCAGCAAUUGAAGCUAGAACGAGAACAGCUGCAGCACACUCACUCAGAAUUGGUGGAGACUCGUCAAAUGUUAGUUCAGGCCCAAAGAGAAGCAGACAGGCUCUCGCAUGAAUUGGAAGAACUAAACCAUCUGUCCCAAGAAAAAGGUGACUGA
This is a messenger RNA of Cygnus atratus (black swan), 3676 nucleotides long. It is a transcript of the gene CCDC18, whose product is annotated as coiled-coil domain containing 18. The record is from RefSeq and is a predicted model, not a curated record. NCBI's taxonomy places the organism in Eukaryota, Metazoa, Chordata, Aves, Anseriformes, Anatidae.